AUGAGUCUAAACGCGAGCGCAGGGCAUCUAGCACCCGACCCAAUCCGGUGCACAGCAAGUCCCUCCGCAGGUGCAACACUGUGGCAAGCAGUUGCCGUUGUCGGAGCACGUAGCGCCAUCAGAAACGGCGAUGGCGCAGAAGCCGCAGCGUUCUUCAUGGGCAAGUUGGCGGCCCACGAGGUCGAGAGGGUUGGCACUGGCGCCGAGAACCAAGAGGGUGGUGAACAGGGCGAGAACGCUAAAGGUACGCAUGAUGAGUGGUGCGUUGAGUCAGCGUCUAGCUUCCAGAUCGACCAGCAGAUACAGACUGAGCUAGGGCGAGCCGCUGAGCAAGGCAUGGUGUCUACAAGAAGUCAAGACAACACGCCGGCUAGUGGUGCUUCACAACCCUCGAAAUUACUGUACCCGCAGGUUGUAGUGCACGAAAAAAAGAGAAAUUGUGGUAAAGACGAGGAAGAAUGCCCAGCGCAGGCCGUGGCGAAGAGGAGGCGUAGUUCAGCGAAUUCGAUUGUCAACGCAGCAUCUUCCUCCAGCGCUAGCAAGCCAGGCAGGCCCCGCAGAAGGGCUUCUGCAAAAUCUGCAAUUGGCGACGUGGCCCACGCAACGGAUCUCAACGAGUCAAGUCUGGAGUCUUCAACGCAGGGUAGCCGUCCGAAUUCUCCACAGACGCCCGGAAUUACUACUCAACAGACCAUCGAUCACGGCAAGGAGGAAAAAGCCGUAGAGGUGGCUAUCGAAAAGCCCAAUGAUGCACCGAGACUAAAUGACGAGAUGUCGGAGACACACGACCAGGUGAACCCAUACUCUGGUAGCGCAACGAGACCGAGAAAGGGCAAAAUAGAGAAGAAGAGAGCAAAAGCUUCGGACGAAAUUGCUGGUGUGGACAGGAAUGGAACGGACAUAAACAACCUUGGAAAGAAGCCAAAAACAUCCUCCACAGCUGCUGAGGCCACCCACAAAAGGUUCCGCAGCGACGAUAUCGACGUACUGGGGACGGUUCCUUCAACCGGCAUCGAAGAACAAGAAGGGAUUCAGGGAGACCUACCAGAGGAUGAAGGCGAAAGCGAAGACGAGGCGCCGGAGACAGUCACGGCAUCAGCUGGCUUUGAUAAGGCACGCACAUCGGCACUGGGCGCGGCUAAGGUUGCUGCAAGGCAAGAAGCAGAUAAGAAGCUCAAACGCAGAGAGCAUGACCAGAGGCUGAGGCUACAAGCGAAGUCAGCAAAGGAUUUUCGAUCCAAAGACCAGCCGUCAAGUAAAGUUCGGGGGAUGAAGAGGUCUUUGGCUGAAGUCAGCAAAGAGGAUGGUCAGACGUCGUUCGAAAAGCCCGAGUCUUUGGGUGAGUUGCCACAAAACAUCAAUGGCGAAGGCCAAAUACCCCAGGCAAAGCCGAAAUCUUCUGGAAAGACCCCACUACCGCUACUGCUUCCAGAAGAAAUCCUUGCAGCAAAACCAGUCGUCUACGCUCCAAUACCUCCAUCGUUGAAUGGCAAGCUCGCCAUCAGCCAAAAGCGAAAAUUCCUUGAUCUCGAACCAAAACCGCCCACAGACAUCAAGCGCGGCAACGUCACCAUUCGUGUCCUACCAGAUAGCCGCUCCAUUCUCCCUCCCAAGUCUUCCCAGGCCAGCAAAGCCCUCCGGGAAUCCUGGCUCAAUGGUCGACGGGGUUUCAAAGGCGAGCUUGCAGUCCCGCGCCGGAAGCCCAGUGGUGGUUUUGUACGAAGAACAUGA
This is a messenger RNA of Letharia columbiana, 1731 nucleotides long. RefSeq lists its product as uncharacterized. The coding region runs from base 1 to 1731 and encodes 576 amino acids. Gene Ontology annotation, biological process: rRNA processing. The record is from RefSeq and is a predicted model, not a curated record. NCBI's taxonomy places the organism in Eukaryota, Fungi, Ascomycota, Lecanoromycetes, Lecanorales, Parmeliaceae. Gene Ontology annotation, molecular function: snoRNA binding. The transcript has 3 exons.